UAUAUCUGGUUAAAUUAAUGAAUUUUAUCUAAUUUAAUAACCUCGUUUAUUUUUAAAAUGAAUUUCUUAUUAUUACAAAUCAACUUUAUAAUUUAAUUUUUCCAAUGACGAAUUCUUAUCAGAGAACCAUUAGUUAAUUUUGGAGACUAACCAAAUUAAAAUGCUGGACUGUUACGUCAAACUUUACAAGAUAGAUCCUCUGUUAGGGCCCUUGGUCCAAUCCCAAUUACCCAACCCUGUUUCUAAGCCUCGUACAUUAGUUAACCAUCAACUAAAACACUCUUUAUGUGAUAAUCGCUUGAACGAUAUAGUCCAUGCCAAAAAGAUGGAAGAUCUUAUAAAUUGCCUACCUGGAGUGGACAAUACCCGUAUGCGUUCUAACUCGGAAAUGGAUGUCAUGAAAAAUUUGAGACCCGAUAUGGGGAACGAAUUCAGAGAAAUACAGGAAUACGGGGAAGCCAGAAAAAAAUCAUUUUAUAGCUAUGCCUUGGCAGAUUAUAGUAAGCUAAAUAUUUGCAGCGUGUGUUUUCGCAGCUUCUCCUUGAAUUGCGAUCUUAGGGACCAUAUGUUUUUCGAACACACCAUACAUAACUCGCCACAACUAGCCCUGAAUGCCCGGAUUCUGGAUAAACAAAUAUUUCAGGAUGAAUUUUGCAAAGGGCUUAUGCUGAGAAAUUUAUCCUCUUGUGUGGAAGUCAUAAAAUCCGACUCCAAUCACAAUAACAAAGUCAAUUCUCCCACUUUUGAAGUUUCAGUUAGGCCAGAAUCGAUAGCCACCUUGAAUGAAAGCGGAAACCAUGAAAGUCGAGAAACAUACUACACGGAUCGAGAAAUUCUCAAGAAGCGAAGGAGGGUCAAGAGGAUUAGCGAAGAUUACCUCUACGAGGCGGACUUUGUCCCGAACCAAGGAGAGCCCUUUAAACGAGCCAUCUUAGACAACAAUGAGGCUCAAAUAGAGAAGAAUUUUGAUAAUAUUACUGCGAUCGGUUUAGAUAAUAAAAAUACAAUGACUCGAGCUGGAUCUUCCUCUGAUUUUCAAGACGCCGCUAAAGGCUCCUGCGAAACACUUUACAUGGGUAAAAAACGCGGUCGCAAACCAAAGAUGACCUUUGAUCUGAUUGAAACCCCGUAUUCUCUCCCUAACCAUGUAGACCAAACGUCACCGCUCAGCAAGAGUAACUACCAACCGGACGGUAAUUGUGUGUGCACAGUGUGUCACAAGGAUUUUGAAUGGCCAUCGAAGCUUAGACGCCAUUUUGAUUCCGUUCACCUGAGGCUUAAACCCUUCACCUGCCAUCUGUGCAGCGAAAAAUUUUCUUCCAAACUCGGUCUUGAUGGGCAUGUGAGCUCGACUCAUGAAAAACGUAAGCCUUACGUGUGCCCGCUUUGCCCAUUAGGGUAUAACGACAGGGGCUCGAUCCGUGCACGCCCCAAGGCCUUUGCCUUCAAAGCCUCUCUCAGGAAUCACGUGGCCGUGGCUCACAGGGAAGAUUUACUCAAAUCCGAGCAGGCUCGAGAGAUGAGCCUCGAAAUAGUUGGUAGGGGUGAUCUGGAAGGCAACUUGAUUACCACCAAUGACUACGAUUCGCCGAAUAGCAUUAAAAUGGAGCCUUCCGAAGUUUUCCAAAAUAUGGAAUUGGGUGCGACUGAGCAUCUUGUCGAGGACUCCAAUGAUUCGGCACCUGGAGAAUUCAAACUCGAACAGGGAUUCGUUCAAGACGAAUCGCUAGUUUCUCAAGAGUUUAUUGACAAUUCAUUUGACCCCUCUAUCAACAAAGGCAAGAAAAAAAGGGACGGCAGUUUCAUUAAGGUGGGCGAAAAUUUGAAGGUCAAUCUUAAAAUUUACCGAUGCGACGUAUGUUCAAAAAUUUUCAAUCAAUCCGGACAUUUGACCCGUCACUUUAAAGUUGUUCACAUGAAGGUGGGCCUCUUCAAGUGUUAUAUCUGUUCGGGGACCGAGAAGCAAGACACGGAGGAUGUGAAAGAGGACAGGCUGUUUCAUUCUAAGGCCAGUCUGAAAAAUCAUAUCAGGCGCUUUCACCAGGGUUGCCGAACUCACAAAUACGGAUGCGAGGAGUGUGGUAUGUCUUACGCUGAUCGCAAGUCCGUUGAGAAUCAUAGACUUAAAGCUCAUCAUCAUGGGACUUCUUUCAACCCUAUCUCUGAUUGGGGUAGCACUCCAGCUGGAACUCUGGUUUAUCGUUGCCCUUUGGGUCCUUGUGGCAAGACCUUCGCUGCUAAACUCCACCUUACAAUCCACAUUAAAAAGUUUCACCCAUACUUGCAUGAACGGCUCAGACGCUUCAAGAAAAUUCCCGUCACUCGUCCCACAAGUGUAUCACGUAAAAACACUCUCUACAUCAAGGGUGCAGAGACUGAUUCCGGACCUUACCGUAAUGUUACUGAUAUAGAUCUAGCUUUGGACGCUGAAGACUCCAGGGUCGAGAUAAAUGAACCGACUACAACUCCCACCAUGAUGAUGCUCGGCCACCAAAAUAAUCUGGUCAUAUCCACGCAAACGUUGGGCGACUCUGAAAUCGGCAGUACCAUGGAGGGAGGAGGCCCCACUUUUCUUUGUGAUUCUUGCCAAGAGACCUUCGCCGAUAGGCAUUCACUCGUCAGGCACGUGCGACACUUCCACGAGGAGAAAUCUUACGUCUGUCACAUUUGCGGUCGAUCCUACUACCAAAAACCCCACUUGAAUCGCCAUCUGGCCUCAACCAUCCACGCCGACGUCCUCCCUCACCAGUGCAAUUAUUGUGGCAAACGCUUCGCUCAAUACCCCCAGCUCAGGAAGCACCUGGUCGAUCUAUUUUAUCAUAGAGAUCCUACCCUUCUUUCGGCUCCCAAGUUUAUGUGUCAUUUAUGUACCCCAUCUCAAGCAUUUCUUCCUCCAGGUAUGGACAUUAAUACCUAUGUCAACGACAUAAAUACCGUUCUACUUCAAGAGGAAAACGAGUUGAAUUCUGGCAAUAAAUCACCACUGAUGAUCCCGCCCGAAAAUGAAUUUGACGAAGAUGAACAGACCCGGGUUCAUCUCGAUAUAGUUGACAGGGUUCAUUUGGGAACAGGUGAACCUGUGAAUAUCAAAAAUAAUUCUACUACAAUAACCAAGCUAGUAGAGGAAAUUUUACCCUCUUCCUCUCCUGAUGUGCUCAUCGCUUCAUCUAAAAAUAUUAUAGAUUUCGAUCGAUCGAAUAACACACGCCCAAAGUUUGCCGGCCCUGAUGAACCCGACGAUUAUUUCUAUUACAACAUAAACAACGACAUAAACGCCGUGGAAAAUUACUUCGAGCCCUAUACUCCCAUAGUUCCUCCAUCUUUCGACCCAGCCAUCGUGACCAAAGAGGGCCGUCCCCCACCUAUCCGUAUAGUUCGGUUUCCGAAUAUGAAAGAACUAGUUUCACACUUGAAGAAGUUUCAUCCCGAUUUUGACCCUUUCACUGGGACGGAUAAUCUCGGCGUUCCCAACAAGCGAGUAUGUUUCAGGAUACUACCCCCCUUUAUGACUCACCCUUCAGUAUCUGUCCAAUCCUACGAAAAUCCUCAAAGCACCUUUACGGGCCCUGCCAUUUUCAACGACGGUAAUAUGAAUAACAUGCCUGUAUCCAUGAACGAAUACGAUCCCAAUCAACCUCCAAUUAAUGACCAAAUCCACAAUGGUGGCUUAAACAACCCCGAAACCUAUUACUACGACUCGCAAAACAAUUACUAUCUUCUGAGCAACCCUAACGUUAGCACCACGCCCGACUUACGAAAUUCUCCCACCACUCAAUAUAGUUAACUCCAUUUCCGGAGGUUCAAUCUCGCAACCGCCCCAAGAAGUUGUCCCCGGCUUCAACUUUAUCCAUUUAUGCGAAUUUUGUGGCAAGACCUUUACUUAUAGCAAAACUCUCAAAGAGCACAUCAAGAAAAUGCAUAGUUCCUAUAUAAGUAGUGAAUCGGCUCUUUCUCACAGGACCCUCUGUUACGACAAGACAACCACGGGCGAUGUUGAGUUGGCCGAGGCCAGUGCUGCGAUGAUGAUGAUGGAGUCGCCAGAUUAUCAGAAAUAUUUUUCCGACAGUUCUAACAUGAACUCUAUGCUUUUCAGCAGGAGGAAGAAAAGAAGAUCCUGAGUUUUUUUAACUUUUUUGUUAUCGGUUUUUUUAUACACGAAUUGUAUUAGAAUAUUAUUUAGUAUGAUGUAUGAAGAUGAUAGAUGUAAAAUUAUUAU
Gordionus sp. m RMFG-2023 is the source of this 4216-nucleotide messenger RNA. RefSeq lists its product as uncharacterized. Gene Ontology annotation, biological process: regulation of transcription by RNA polymerase II. Gene Ontology annotation, molecular function: DNA-binding transcription factor activity, RNA polymerase II-specific. NCBI's taxonomy places the organism in Eukaryota, Metazoa, Nematomorpha, Gordioida, Chordodea, Parachordodidae. Bases 161 to 3784 code for a protein of 1207 amino acids. The transcript has 2 exons. Gene Ontology annotation, cellular component: nucleus. The record is from RefSeq and is a predicted model, not a curated record.